Molecule: messenger RNA, 363 nt
Organism: Oppiella nova
Lineage: Eukaryota; Metazoa; Arthropoda; Arachnida; Sarcoptiformes; Oppiidae
Source: the annotation of a GenBank genome assembly
AUGACCACAAGUGCAGAGCAGAGGUUCGAGGCGGCCGUCCGCGUGAUCCGAGCCCUACCCAAGUCGGGCCACUAUAAGCCCACGGAUGAGCUGCGCCUACAGUUCUACGCCUACUAUAAACAGGCGACCGAUGGGCCCAACACCACGAAAAAGCCGGCCUUUUAUGAUUUGGUCGGCAAAUACAAGUGGGAGGCGUGGAGCCGGUUGGGCGACACGUCCCGGGAGGAGGCUAUGGAGGGCUACGUUCGGGUGUUUGUCGAGUCGCUCAAGAAUAUGAUGGUCGCCGAGGAGGACAGGGAUGUGUUCGAGCCGUUGGCGCCCUUUAAGGAGUAUUUACCCGAUCAGAGUCAACAGGAGGUGUAA